GGGUGUGUGGUUUAUAUCAAUAAAUGUGUACUCAGAAAAAGAAUAUAUAAAUAACGACUCAGACAUUCCUCAUUCAUUUAUUCCUCCACUGAGAUCGAAGGCUCCGAGCCGUUAUGUUUGCGUUUAAACUGAUCGUGAGCGUCGUUGCUCUGCUGCUCUGUUCGGUCCGAGCUCAUGAUGAGCCUGCUGCCGAAGAUCCGCUAGCUGAGCUUUCUGUGGGAGAGCUGAUCGAGAGAGCGAACACUAACAUCUAUCGUGAUGCUGAUGAACCCAUGCUGGUUGAAGGAGACAUCGCUGUGACCGACGACAACCAGAGAAACGCUGAUCCCUGCACAUCUAGAGGUUGCAUGUGGCCCAAAUCUUCAGACGGAAAAGUCUACAUUCCCUAUGUCAUCCACAACCAGUACUCAAGCAGCGAGCUUCAGGUUAUCCAGCGUGGUCUGGACUCCUUCUCCUCCUUCUCCUGCAUCCGAUUCGUACCUCGUUCAAACCAGAGGGACUACAUCAGCAUCGAGUCUCGCAACGGAUGCUACUCCUAUAUUGGAUGUCUUGGUAAUGGACAGACGGUGUCUCUGGCCCGUAGCGGCUGUGUCUACCACAACACAGUCCAACACGAGCUCCUCCAUGCCCUGGGCUUCAAUCACGAACAGACCCGCAGUGACCGUGACAGCUACAUCCGCGUCGGCUGGGAGAACAUUCAGAGGGGCAUGGAGCAUAAUUUCAACAAGAUUGCUACCCUGAACCAGGGAACUCCUUACGACUACAACUCUGUCAUGCAGUACCACAGAACUGCUUUCUCUAGGAAUGGACUGCCCACUAUGAUCCCCAUUCCGGACCCCAACGUGUCUUUCGGCCAGGCCGCUCAAAUGAGCCAAAACGACAUCAUCAGACUUAACAGACUCUACAACUGCUAGACUGGAUAGUUGCGGCAGUGGUCCAUUUUUUCAUCUGAAAGAAUAAAACAUGUCUAUAAUCAAUAAAUAAUAAAAAUAAAAUUACUUCAUAUCCCCAAAA
Silurus meridionalis is the source of this 1014-nucleotide messenger RNA. Its product is annotated as hatching enzyme 1.2-like. The transcript has 10 exons. Gene Ontology annotation, biological process: proteolysis. NCBI's taxonomy places the organism in Eukaryota, Metazoa, Chordata, Actinopteri, Siluriformes, Siluridae. Gene Ontology annotation, molecular function: metalloendopeptidase activity; zinc ion binding. The record is from RefSeq and is a predicted model, not a curated record. The coding region runs from base 114 to 914 and encodes 266 amino acids.